Messenger RNA from Mya arenaria, 5104 nucleotides. RefSeq names its product UNC93-like protein MFSD11. The transcript is spliced from 14 exons. Bases 50 to 1378 code for a protein of 442 amino acids. NCBI's taxonomy places the organism in Eukaryota, Metazoa, Mollusca, Bivalvia, Myida, Myidae. The record is from RefSeq and is a predicted model, not a curated record.
UUCAAAUAGUCCGUAUCUUUCCGAUUGUUUAUCAUGUGACUUAGCCAAGAUGGCGGAGGACGGUUUUGACUGGCGACUUGGAAAUGUUAUUUUGCUAGGAUUGUCGUUUAUGCUAAUAUUUACAGCAUUUCAAACUGCGUCUAUGGCAGAGCAAAGUGUUCUGAAAAGUGCCAAAAAUGACAGCAAUUCAACUUUCCAAGGUGAUGGAUACACAAGUUUGAGUGUGAUCUAUGUUGUGUUUGCUGUGUCCAACUGGGUUGCCCCGUCCAUAGUUGUCUACAUCGGAGCCAAGUUUUCCAUGUUUAUUGGAUCGCUUCUUUACCUGCUCUUCAUUGUAUCAUUCCUGAAACCGAUGACAUGGGCUCUGUAUGCAGGUUCAGUUCUGGUCGGUUUUGGAGCUGCAAUAUUGUGGACUGGGCAAGGAAAUUUCCUUACUGUCAACUCUGAUUCUGAAACCAUUUCCCGAAACAGUGGCAUUUUCUGGGCAUUGUUACAGUUCAGCUUGCUGUUUGGCAAUGCAUACAGCUACUUCGUGUUGAAAGGCCAAGAGAACAUAUCAAAUGACGAGAGAACAAAGUUAUUCAUUGGACUGACAGGAGCAGCACUACUGGGCUCUCUCAUGCUGCUGUUAUUACGCAAGCGUCAGAGCUCUGACUCAGAUAAUCUAGUCAAUCUUAACUCGAGUGGCCAGCCUGCUGUGGAUACACCUCUUACUGCCCUGAAGAGGUCAUUCCACCUGUUCUUUACCAAGGAGAUGAUGUUGCUCAGUGUUGCCAUUGCAUACACAGGCAUUGAGCUAACCUUUUUUAGUGGUGUUUAUGGUACCUGUAUCUCCAACAACAGUCACUUUGGGGCUGAAUCCAAGGGCUUGAUUGGCAUAUCAGGAAUGUUCAUUGGUGUUGGAGAAAUAGUUGGUGGCACAUUUUUUGGCUUAAUGGGCAAGAGUACUAACCGUCAUGGUCGGGACCUGAUUGUCAUGUUUGGUUACGUGGUCCACAUGGGAUGCUUCUAUCUCAUCUAUAUCAACCUGCCUGAGAGAUCCCCACUGGAGGCCAGCUACGGGGACACCUUCAUCACGUCCAGCAAGUACAUAGCGAUCCUGUGCAGCUUCCUACUAGGCCUGGGUGACAGCAGCUUCAACACCCAGAUCUACUCUCUGCUCGGCUUCAUGUUCCCCGAAGACAGCUCACCAGCAUUCGCCAUAUUCAAGUUCACUCAGUCUCUGGCGUCUGCUGUGGCAUUUUUCUACAGUGACUAUCUGAUCCUGAAGUACCAGCUGCUAAUCAUGGUCAUACUGGGCUCCUUUGGCUCACUAGCAUUCUCCACCAUUGAGUGGGAGAGCACCAAGCUGAAACGGGAGGGCUAUCAGAGCAUAUGACAUUCAGAGCCUUUGUCAAUCAAUGGGCCUGCUGUGGCGACUGGUUGUGGGGAGGAUGAGGAUUCCCCCUUCACUGAGCUCCUGUCAGCAGCAGACCCCGACCCUGAGGAAGACACCCCCAUUUACAACCCAACAUUCACCAAGUAGUCCACCCAACAACCUGAUGUAUUCAACCCACCAAAAUACCAUUAAGCCUAGCUUACAGUUUAAACACAACAGACAAACCUUGUCCCAACUACCCAGCAUGUACCUAUAGAUAACCUGAAUGUUUAACUUGAUAACAUUGUUAACAGUUCAAUCAUCAACUGGUCAUCCAGUUAUACAGAUACGUUCUUUGACCAGACAUUUUAGCCAUUCAGUUGAAUCCAUUAUCAUCAUUUUUUAUUGCAUUUUCUGCAUUCCAGAAGUUUGUACUGUGAUGACAAAGUGUCUUUGAACAAGCUUCAUUGACCGAUGUACAAUUAAGCCCAUUAAGAGGUUUACAUUUAAAUUUUACAAAUAGAAGGUUGUAUUUUUUAUAUUCUCGUUAUUUUGUGGUUUCAUUUAAUUUUGUUUGCAACUGUUGUAUUUAUCAGUGACAUAAAAAAAUAAUUCUAUUCCAGUAUUGUGAUUUGUGAUGACCAUGACAUUUUAUUCCCUGAAUUAAACAGGUACAUUUUAAAAUAUACUGCUAAUAGUAAGAGCAUCAUGUUUUCUUUCCUAUGAAGAAAAUCACUGCAUUAAUUGAUAAAAAUCUUGUUGUUUUGAAACUACUUAAGUGACACUCUUCUUCAAAAUCAAUUCAUACACCAAAAUCAAUUCAUACACCAAAAUCAAUUCACCAAAAUCAAUUCAUACAUAUGUAUAACAAACAUAAAUUUUGAGUGAUUCACCUUUAACUACUAACUGAUUAAUGCAUUUAUGGAAAAUAUCAAUUACUGAUAACACUGUGUUUUCUGCAUCUUUCUUUUAAAUUAAACUUGGUACCCUUCAAAAGAAACAUUGUUUUCAACAUUUAUUCAUCCUCUUUAGUAUAUUAAAAGAAUUGUAUUAAUUAUGGUAAAUCUUAUUUGGGAGUAAGAGUGUAUCUUUAAAGUAGUAAGUUGAGUUCUAAAAAUUUAUGAUUUGACAAGAACUACUGCAACAUUUCUUAAUUGUGAAACACAAAUAAUAUUUACACUUUGUUUUUGUUUUUUGCUUUUUGUGUAGACAUGUUUGCAUUGUUGAGUCAACACAUUUGCAUUGUUAUUUAAUUGUUUAUAUUUGUAAUGAUAAACUUUGUAUUUGUUAUUCAGUAUUAAGGUGCAAUACUGUUCUAUGCAUGGUGAAAAUGGUCAUUUGAUGUCAAGUAUAUUUGUUUUUAUAUUGUUAUAUCAUUUAACCUACGGUGUCUGUAUAAUUUGAAGAUUAUUGGAUGACAAUGAUAGGUUGUGUAUUUGCAUGAAUCUGUUCAUUUUUUGAAUAAAUAAAUAAUACUCAUUACAAGUUUUGAAUGAUAUGUAUUAUGUUUAGUCAUUAUAGUAUAUAGUACCAGUAAGUCCUUUGUACAUUUGGUACUGGUGUAUUUAGGUUGGUGUUACAUGACUGUCACAUGAUUGGGUAAAUGUUAUGAAAACUAUUUUGGUAUUCAAUAUUUCGGUAAUGUUUGUUUGAAUAAAAUAGUGAGUGAUCUAUAAUCAUUGAACUAAUUAGUUAUCAAGCAGAAAGGCUUACUGUUGGAAUGUCUUGACAUUUCAGUGUGUAUGUGUAAUUAGUUGAUCUGGAACACAUGUAAUGUGAAAAACUAGGUCAAGAUUGAAAACAUUUCCUCCAAAAUGCAGUGCAGUGUACAGUAACCAUAACUCUAUUCUUGCUUAUUACUGAGUUAUUGCCCUUUGUUCCUUUUUUUGUCCGGAUUAUAACUUAAAAAGUACUGGAUGGAAUUCAUUGGAACUUCAUACAAUGGUAAAGCACAAUGAGAGGACGGGCAGUGUUCAAGAACCAUAACUCUACUUUAGCUAAUUACUGAGUAAUUGCCCUUUAUUUGUUUCUUUGCUGUCAAUUUUUUUCCAGACAUUAACUUGCGAACUACUAGAUGGAAUUUAUUGAAACUUCAUACAAUGGUAAAGCACAAUAAGAGGAAGUGCAGUGCACAAGAACCAUAACUCUAUUUUAGCUUAUUACAGAAUGAUGGCCUUUAAUACUUUUUUCUUGUCCCAAGCAUAACUUGAAAACUAUUGGAUGGAAUUUAAUAAAGCUUCAUACAGUGAAAGAUCAUAAUGAGAGGAAAUGUAGUGUACAGGAACCGCAAUUCUUUUUCAGCUAAUUACAGAGUAACAGCCCUUUGUUACUUUUUCUUGUCUGGAGCAUAACUUGAAAACUGUUGGAUGGAAUUUAAUAAAACUUCAGACAGUGAUAGAUCAUAAUGAGAGGAAGUGCAGUGUACAGGAACCACAAUUCUAUUUCAGCAAAUUACAGAGUUAUUGCCCUUUGUUACUUUUUUCUUGUCCGGAGCAUAACUUUUUAAAAAAGUAACUUAACUCAUUUAUAGAUGGUAAUAGGCAAUCAUAUAUUCUGUGCUUUAGAACAUCAAAUAUAUCAGUAUUAACAUCUCAGUAUUAGCAUCACUGAUCUUGUUUAAAGCCUUUUUUCUAACAUUUAAAAACAUAAUCAAAAAAUGAAUAACUGACAAUAGUCCAUAAAAUAAAGUUGUCAUUUAUAGGUUGGCUCUCCAAAUAGUUGACCGCAAUUUCAUAUCAGGGCGGCUUUCAGGGGUAUUAAUCACCUUCAGUGGUAGCUCUAGUUUUAUUUCAUUAAAGAAUGGCAGCUAACUUACACAACUGUCAUCUUGUACCUCUCUGAUUAGUUUCAUAUAUGUGUCCUCUUUCUCUGUUACAAAACAUGAUACACAUAAAAAUAGCGCUUCUUAUUUCUGUAAUCUAUAUAAAAUAAUAACUAUGUAAUAGUUGGAUGACAUGAAUUGAAUUCUUAAUUUUUAAGAACGGGCAUUAAGAAUUUACUUCAUGUCAUCUAACUGACUUAGAAUACAACCUUAUUGGCUGAUUCAUUGUCGACGCAAAAUCUGAGGCGGGAGUGUGUUGGAUAAUUGGCAGUAGGCGGACCUUUAAACAAGCGCGAACGUUGAAAUUCUUCAUGAUUAAGUCUACUGCUUAAUAGCUGCAUAUCUGCAAUCUCAUUGGCUGAAAAUGUAGGUUGUAUCCUAAGUUCAUGUUGAUUAUACAAAAUUUAAUUAAAUCUAGGAAUCAAUUACUAUACUGUAUCCAAUGCAUAUAUAUAUAUAUAUUAUGUCUUCAUUUGUAUAUUUCCAAGGUCUGUUAAGUGACCUGUAUACUUUAUGUCUCAGUUGACGUAGGAAGCCUGAAAUGUAUCAGUGUUUAUGCUCAUACCUCUGCCUUAUGGAUUCACAUUUAUUCAUUCAGCUCUGACAACCAAAACUCCCUGAUUAUAUAAAUGAAUUUUCUUUUAGUCAUAAACUGGUCUCAUUUAAUGGGAUUUUUAGAAGCUCUUGCUUGCGUGCUGGCUUAUUUAGAGGCAUCUUGGGCUGAACACUAAGAAAGUUAGCAUUUUGUUUUUUUUGAUAAAAGAGUUGGCACUGGGCUGUGCCUGACUUGCUGACCUAAUUGUUUAGAGAAACAAAAAACACCCUAACUAUGACUUAAAUUGAAAUGUAUAAACACUACUGUGAUUUUUGUAUGUUGAUUUAACUUUAUAUGUAGUGCUGAAAUAAAUGAUCAAUGAAAACACCCA